CGACAUGAUUGAGGAAUCCUUAAACCCAGGCCACUACAUCAGCAAAGUGGUUUCUGAGACGAUGCCGGCGGCCACCCUUCCUCUCUUGCUGCUGAUGGGGUUCCUUUUUCUCAUGUGGAAUUUUGAAGAAACCUCGUCAAUACCAGGGCCUGGCUACUGUAUGGGUAUCGGCCCACUCAUAUCGCACUGGAGGUUUCUCUGGAUGGGUGUGGGCAGCGCAUGCAACUACUACAACGAGACGUACGGCGAAUUCGUGAGAGUCUGGAUCAACGGAGAAGAGACCCUCGUUACUAGCAAAUCCUCAAGUAUGUUCCAUGUAAUGAAACACGGACACUACAUCUGCAGAUUUGGGAGCAAGCUUGGCUUGAAGUGCAUUGGCAUGCACGAAAACGGCAUCAUAUUUAACAACAACCCGGCUCUUUGGAAAGAAAUCCGACCCUUCUUCACCAAAGCUCUGUCAGGUCCAGGUCUCGUGAAGAUGAUAGCUAUUUGCGUUGACUCAACUAGAGAACAUCUGGAUCAUCUACAGGAGGUGACCACCGAGUUGGGACACAUCAACGCCCUGAAUCUUAUGAGGUGUAUCAUGCUGGACACUUCCAACAGACUUUUUCUGGGGAUUCCUCUCGAUGAAAAUGCCAUCGUGCUUAAAAUCCAAAACUACUUUGAUGCUUGGCAAGCGCUUCUGCUGAAACCUGACAUCUUCUUCAAGAUUUCUUGGCUGUACAAGAAAUACGAGAAGUCUGCGAAGGAUUUGAAAGAAGCCAUCGAAAUCCUCAUCGAACAGAAACGACAAAAGCUUUCCACUGCCGAGAAACUGGAGGAGCACAUGGACUUUGCAUCGCAGCUGAUUUUUGCACAGUGCCGCGGGGAACUAACGGGGGAGAAUGUGAACCAGUGUGUUUUGGAAAUGCUGAUCGCCGCCCCAGAUACUCUCUCAGUGACCCUCUUCUUUAUGCUAGCACUGAUUGCUGAACACCCUCAUGUGGAAGAGGCAAUGAUGAAGGAAAUACAAGCUGUAAUGGGUGACAGAGACAUAGAGAGUGAAGACAUGCCAAAGCUGAAAGUGGUGGAGAGUUUCAUUUAUGAGAGCAUGAGAUACCAGCCAGUCGUGGACUUGGUCAUGCGCAAAGCCUUGCAGGAUGACGUGAUCGAUGGCUAUGCUGUCAAGAAAGGAACCAACAUCAUUCUCAACAUCGGGCGCAUGCAUAAACUUGAGUUCUUCCCAAAACCAAAUGAAUUCUCUCUUGACAAUUUUGAGAAAAGUGUCCCCCACCGCUACUUCCAGCCAUUUGGGUUUGGUCCCCGAGGUUGUGUUGGGAAGUUUAUUGCCAUGGUGAUGAUGAAAGCAAUUCUGGUGUCUCUUCUCCAAAGAUGCCACAUCCAGAUCCAAAAAGGCAAAGGUCUCAAAAACAUCCCGAAAAACAAUGACUUGUCCUUGCAUCCAAAUGAAACUCAGCCCUUGCUGGAGAUGGUUUUCGUGCCAAGAACAAACAUGGCCAAGAACCAGGAGAUCAAAUAGAGCCACCUUGAAAGCACCAAGAACACUGAGAGUUGGGCUUCCUCAACCCAACGAAAAACUGUCAUCCAUCCCAGACACAUUCAUCACCCGCUGGCUCCAUGAAACAAAAUGUUUGGGUUGCUCCAAAUACGUUGCUGACACAGGUGGCCAUUUUGACAGGCUUGGCUCACUGUUCAAGACUUAUUCCUUCCAAAUAGACAAAAGAAAGUCUGUAAGUGAACGAUCAGGUGACAGACCAACAAACAACCUGACGAACUCUGCUGUUCAGGUGGAAUGAUGUGAUUUGUAUUCACUUGUGCAGAAGCCCCAAGGAACCAUUUCCAGAGGUCCCGCAGAGCCAGAAGUUGGUCACGGAAGCGGCACCCGCAGCAGCUGGUCAUUUUAAGAGGGCUGACAUGUCACAUGAAUGAUUUCUGGUACCAAUGUUCAUUAGGAAGCAGAGGUCUGGAGAAGCAUGAUGAACAAAGACGGCUUUUGAAAGACAGCCACAGCACAAUCUUCUUCCAUUGUUUCAUAGUGCCAAGAUCAUGAAAGGCUCUUUGCUGUUAACAUCCUAAUUCAUUACAGGGCAAAUCAAAGUGCAAAAAGGAUUUUAGGGCUUUUUCUUCAUCCGUUUCGAUAUUUGUACUGUGCUUUUCGACCCAGUGGGGACCCAGAGCAGCUUGCCAUAUUAUUCUCCCCUCCUCCGUUUUAGCCCCACAACAACAACCCUGUAUGAUAUGUGAGGCUGAGAGUUUUUCGUGACUGGCCCAAGGUCACCUGGCAAGCUUCCAUGGCAAAGUGGGGAAUAUCCCAGAUCCUAGUCUGAUACUCUAACCACUAUAACAUUCUUUCUGUGUUUUCAGAUAUUCUUGGGAGCAGGGAACAUGCACACAUAUAUAAUGAACACACGAGUUCCAAUCCUGAGUUACACACUUUCACUAGAAUGGUGGAGACAGGGGGGAGACAACCAUUCCAAGCCCUAAAGAGUCUGGGCUCAAUAUACUUAAGGAACUUGUGGCUCCUUAUCUGCUUCUUGUUUCCCUGUACACUGAGAACAUUGUUAGAGGUCCUUCUCCAUAUGCCCACCAGCUCUGAGGUUUAAUCAGGGUUUACUCAGGAGACGGGGCCUUCUUAGCAGUGGCACCAGGAUUAUGGAAUUCUUUUCACAGGGAUAUUUCCACUUGCCCCUUCUUUGACAAUAUUCCAAUGCCAGAUCAAAACUAAGCUUUUGAGGGAGUUUGGGGGGAAGGUUUUUCUUGGUUAUUUAUGUCUCUGGAUUGACUUUGACUGAUUUUUCUACUGUCUUCGGUUGUCUAUGCUGUGUUAUGUCAAGUUUUGGUCUUUUUUGUAUUUUAGAUGAUCGGAUUUUAAUUAUAUUGUUUACUGUACAUUAGCUGACUUGUGGACUGAGUGGUUGAAAGGUAUGAAUAUUUUAAUAAAUAAUGGAAAAGAAAUAUUUUAAACUGGGCACGUGUUCAAAUAAUGAACGGAAACUUUUUGUACUCUGGUCAGGUAAUCACUUAUCAGAUAGCCAAGUGGCAAAAAAAGAGUGAGAGACUGUGUGGUCUUGUAAAUAUUUAUUUGAAGACCAGAGUUCUAUAUAAUGAACUCUUAAAAAUAUUAUUUGAUCAAUAAAGUGAUGCUUUUUACUGCUGUGGUUAACAGAUACUUCCGCUGUUUUUUGAACAAGCAAAUAUUGAUAGCUUGGGUCUUCUAAGCUUUGAAAUGGAUCUAAACUUACAAUUCAGCGCUCUGCUGCCAUUUUUGGAGCAUGCAUGCCAUAGAACAGUGUCAAUAUAUGCAAACUGACGCCAAGCAUGACAUUCAUUUCCAGGAGUUGUACCUAAGAUCAGCAGGACUUCAGUUGUUUGCUUUUCUUUUCUUUGCUUGCAUUCAUAAUGGAAUCGUUACAAUUUUGCAUGCGAAAAAGAAAUGUUUCCCCAAGCCCUUUUCUCUGGUGUGUUAUGGUUUUGCCUUGACUCCAGAUAUUGCUUGAUUGUUCUCUGUUCUUGUGCAAAGUUUACUGACUUUUAGACUGACUUCACUUUGUGUGCAGUGACUCCUUCACACAGAUCGAAAGCUGCCCGUGGUGUUUUCUAAAUUAGUGUCAUGGCACAACUGUGAUUGUUUGGCAAAUGUAAUAAUA
Messenger RNA from Eublepharis macularius, 3647 nucleotides. RefSeq names its product aromatase. NCBI's taxonomy places the organism in Eukaryota, Metazoa, Chordata, Lepidosauria, Squamata, Eublepharidae. Gene Ontology annotation, molecular function: iron ion binding; heme binding; oxidoreductase activity, acting on paired donors, with incorporation or reduction of molecular oxygen. The coding region runs from base 5 to 1519 and encodes 504 amino acids. The transcript has 9 exons. The record is from RefSeq and is a predicted model, not a curated record.